UUUGCCUGCCUAGAUUUAGGCCCAAUUUUCAUCGCACCUUCACCUUCGUGCCAUUCUCACGGUCGCAGGUGUGGUCUUAGAAAUGUCUCUCUCUAUUCUCGCUGAUGCCUAACCCUUUUGGCCGGGCCACAGAUUUUGAACCUGCCCUUCCUUUGAAGUAGCCUAAUUCCCUGGAAUUUUAAGAACAAAAUUAAAAAAAUAAAGACUAUAUAUUUAUAUUUAUUCAUACUUUGUUAGUUCUUUCAAAAUUUUGUUCAAUAUGCCAAUGCCCAGAUGGCGAAACGUCUUGUUGUUGAAGAACUCGUUGAUUUCAUCAUCAUCUACGACAACCUAUCGGGCUUCGUUCCAUUCUACUCCGGUUUCAUGUGAAAAAUGGAAGAACAAAUGGAAUUCUGAUGUAGAAGGAGGUCAACAACCAUCAAAGAAUUAUAUCAGGUAUGCAACACGUCAAAAGCGAGCUGAUGCUAAGAAGGCAUUGAAAGAUCUUCUGAACAAAAGCGGGGCCUCCAAAUUUUCAUUUCAAGAUGAUGACUCAAUGUGGAGACCUGGUGGGCAGGCAGAUAAAUCAGAUAACUCUCGAAAGAAACAUAAGCCAAAGUAUUCAGCUAAGCAUGCUUACAAAGCUCAACAAAAGAAAACAAAAGCUAAAUUUAGAGGAGAGGGUUUCAAUGAGAAUUUCAAUGAUCAUGAGACAGUUUUUCGAGCAACUUUUGGAAACAGAUGGUAUACUUGGUCUUUUAACUUAAGAAAUGAGUCUUUCUUCAGAGAUUCAGCAUCUGAAUUUGAGUGGCAAGAACGAUCAAACUGGAACUAUAGAAGUAAAUCAUUUGAGGGCAGUAGUGAUUCUGAGUCUGAUGACGAAUCCUAUACUGCAGGAUCAUCUUCUGAUAGAACAGUUCUCGGUCUGCCUCUAACCGGCCCUUUGAAAUUAGAUGAUGUAAAAAAGGCUUUCCGUUUAUCUGCUUUAAAAUGGCAUCCGGAUAAGCAUCAAGGCCCUUCACAGGCAAUGGCUGAAGAGAAAUUCAAGCAUUGUGCCGAAGCAUACAAUUCAUUGUGCAAGGUGGUAUCCCCAGCUUGAAGCUGCUGUAAUUUUGAGAUAAGUAAUCACAGCUUCCCAAUGAAUUCUUCAUUAUAAUGGAGUUCUAACAAGGAAGGCGUGUACAACUAAGUUUAUAUGCGGUCUUAAUAAAUCUUCAUUCUUUUAUAAUAAAUAGUUGAUUUUCACCAGGUGGUGGAAAUCUUGCAGAAAGUUUUACUGUCAUUCACUGAAAUCACACUAAAUCUUUUUACAAGUUCCUCUAAUUAAUACCAAAUUUUUACUGCAA
Messenger RNA from Humulus lupulus (European hop), 1325 nucleotides. Its product is annotated as dnaJ protein P58IPK homolog. The transcript has 7 exons. Bases 260 to 1078 code for a protein of 272 amino acids. NCBI's taxonomy places the organism in Eukaryota, Viridiplantae, Streptophyta, Magnoliopsida, Rosales, Cannabaceae. The record is from RefSeq and is a predicted model, not a curated record.